AUGAACAGAGGAAGUAGUGUUCUCGUGUUGACAUGGGUCGUGAUCUUGGUUGCAUCAUCUGAAGCGCAGCUAGAGGUUGGGUACUACAAGUGCAGUUGCCCGAGGGCGGAGGAGCUCAUCCGCACCGUCGUCCGCGCCGCCAUCCGCCGAGACCCCGGCAAUGGCCCCGGACUCGUGCGUAUGUUCUUCCACGACUGCUUCGUCAGGGGGUGUGAUGCCUCGGUGCUCCUGGACACGGCCCCCGGCAGCAACGCCACCAGCGUCGAGAAGAAGUCGCUGGCGAACAACCCGAGCCUGCGGGGCUUCGGCGUCAUCGAACGCGCCAAGCGCGUGGUCGAGCGGCGGUGCCGCCGCACCGUCUCCUGCGCUGACAUCGUCGCCUUCGCCGCGCGCGAUGCCAGCAGCAUCAUGGGGGGCAUCGACUUCGACGUGCCCGCGGGGCGGCGCGACGGCCGCGUCUCCAACUUGUCGGAGGUGCUCGACAACCUGCCCCCUCCCUUCUUCAACACCUCCCAGCUCGUCGCCAGCUUCGCCGCCAAGAACCUCACCGCCGACGACAUGGUCACACUCUCGGGCGCGCACUCCUUUGGCCGCACCCAUUGCUCCACCAUAUCCUUCCGGCUCUACCCGCAGAUCGCGGCGGACAUGAACGCCACCUACGGGAGGACCCUGCGGAGGCAGUGCCCGGCGGCGACGGGCGGGCAGGACCCAGUGGUGCCGCUGGAUCUGGUGACACGACGGCUCGACAACCAGUACUACAAGAACGUUCAGACGCUCGAGGUCCCCUUCACGUCCGACGCCACGCUCUUGACCCAGAACGACACGGCGGCGCUCGUCGACCUCUACGCGCGCAACAGGACGCUGUGGAUGUCACGGUUCGCGGCAGCAAUGGUGAAGAUGGGCAACCUCGACGUGCUCACCGGCAACCAAGGGGAGAUCAGGAAAUUUUGCAACAGAGUAAACUAG
Lolium rigidum is the source of this 966-nucleotide messenger RNA. RefSeq names its product peroxidase 5-like. Gene Ontology annotation, biological process: response to oxidative stress; hydrogen peroxide catabolic process. Lineage: Eukaryota; Viridiplantae; Streptophyta; Magnoliopsida; Poales; Poaceae. Gene Ontology annotation, cellular component: plant-type cell wall; plasmodesma. The transcript is spliced from 2 exons. The coding region runs from base 1 to 966 and encodes 321 amino acids. Gene Ontology annotation, molecular function: heme binding; peroxidase activity. The record is from RefSeq and is a predicted model, not a curated record.